AUGAAAGUCGUGGCCCUCGCACUGACCCUCCUCCUGGCUUUGGGCUGCCAUGCCCGCUCCCUGCAGGAUGCCCCCAGUCUACUGGAUAACUACAAGACUGCUGCCAUGAUCUACCUGUACCAGGUGAAGAGCCAGGCCUCCCAGGCCCUGGAGGAGUUGGGUGGAGGCAAAAUCGAGGAGUACAAGAUGAAGCUGACCGAGAGCCUUGACAACCUGCAGAAAUAUGCCGAGUCCUCUUCCACCUCCCUGGAACCGUUUGCCUCCCAGCUGGCUGAAGGAACCCAGACGGCACGCAACUACAUGCUGAAAGAAUUGGAGGACCUGCAAGCCAAAGUGCAGCCACACCGUGUUGAGCUGGGCCAAGCCAUCGAGAAGCACCUGGACGAGUACGGGGAGCGUCUCAUCCCCAUCUUCCGUGACUACUUGUUGGACAACCAGAAAGAAAUUGAGGCUCUUCGCCAGAAGCUCCAGCCUGCCAUCGAGGACCUCAAAUCCAAGGUAGAGACCAACCUUGAGGAGACCAAGACAAAGCUGGCCCCCAUUGUCGAAACUGUCCGUGGAAAGCUCACCGAGAGGCUCCAGAACCUGAAGGAUCUGGCCAGCCCUGUGGCUGAGGAGUACAAGGAGCACAUGCUGAGGGCUGUGGAGGAAGUCAAGGGAAAGCUGGCACCCCACACUGUGGAGCUCAAAGACCAAAUCGAGCCCUAUGUGGAGAGCCUAAGGGCCAAGCUCAUGUCCAUCUACGAGACCGCCGCUCAGGCCAUUCAGGCCUAA
This is a messenger RNA of Silurus meridionalis, 774 nucleotides long. It is a transcript of the gene apoa1a, whose product is annotated as apolipoprotein A-Ia. Gene Ontology annotation, cellular component: extracellular region. The transcript is spliced from 3 exons. The coding region runs from base 1 to 774 and encodes 257 amino acids. Gene Ontology annotation, biological process: lipid transport; lipoprotein metabolic process. Gene Ontology annotation, molecular function: lipid binding. NCBI's taxonomy places the organism in Eukaryota, Metazoa, Chordata, Actinopteri, Siluriformes, Siluridae. The record is from RefSeq and is a predicted model, not a curated record.